This is a messenger RNA of Camellia sinensis, 1845 nucleotides long. RefSeq names its product xylem bark cysteine peptidase 3 (gene XBCP3). Lineage: Eukaryota; Viridiplantae; Streptophyta; Magnoliopsida; Ericales; Theaceae. Gene Ontology annotation, molecular function: cysteine-type peptidase activity. The record is from RefSeq and is a predicted model, not a curated record. Gene Ontology annotation, biological process: proteolysis.
CUAUCUUGUUAAUAUCUUACCUCCAAUCUGUAAGGUUUUUUUUGUCGUCUUUCUUUAAAUUUGUCAAAGAUUUUUUUAUAUUCUGGUCAGCACUUUCAACUAGCUCAGAAGAGUCGGACUCGUUCCAAUCCACAAGCCCCAAGUUUCUCUACUUCUUUGGCUCAGCUCUCCCUCAGGAAUCGAUCAAACAAACUUCCAAAUCACUCCCCAACCCCCUCUUCUCUCUCUCCUCUGUCUUAUGGGUUGGUUAUGGUCGUUUGUGCUUCUCCCUCUUCUGUUCCAUGUCCCCACAUCUCUAUCCUCACUCACUUCCGAUCUCUUCGACAGUUGGUGCAAAAACCAUGGAAAGACAUACUCUUCCGAGCAAGAAAAGCUUUACAGACUCAAAGUGUUCCAAGAAAACUAUGACUUUGUUUCCCAUCACAAUACCAUGCCCAAUUCCACUUAUACCCUCUCACUCAACGCCUUUGCUGAUCUUACCCACCAUGAAUUCAAGGCCUCUCGCUUGGGUCUCUCCUCCAGUGAUUUGAGUACAUUCAAUUUCAAGCCAUCAAUUGAUGAGUCCAGUGAUGUUCUUUUCGACGUGCCUUCUUCGGUAGAUUGGAGGAAGAGUGGGGUUGUCACGGGUGUCAAAGAUCAGGGCAGUUGUGGUGCUUGUUGGGCAUUUUCAGCUACAGGAGCAAUAGAAGGCAUUAAUAAAAUUGUUACUGGAUCUCUUGUCAGCCUCUCUGAACAAGAGUUGGUUGAUUGUGACAGAUCUUACAAUAGCGGAUGCGAGGGCGGGCUCAUGGAUUAUGCAUAUCAAUUUGUUGUACAAAAUCAUGGGAUUGACACUGAGGAAGAUUACCCCUAUCAAGGUGCGGGAAGGUCAUGCAACAAGGAAAAGCUAAAACGACAUGUUGUAACCAUUGAUGGUUAUACUGAUGUUCCCCCAAACAACGAGAAACGCCUACUACAGGCUGUGGCAACUCAACCUGUAAGUGUAGGUGUAUGUGGCAGUGAGAGAGGAUUUCAAUUGUACUCCAAGGGGAUAUUUACCGGUCCCUGCUCAACUGCCCUUGAUCAUGCGGUACUAAUUGUUGGAUAUGGUUCGGAAAACGGAGUUGAUUACUGGAUCCUUAAGAAUUCUUGGGGAUCACAUUGGGGAACGAACGGUUAUAUGCAGAUGCUACGAAACAGCGGGAAUUCUCAAGGAGUUUGUGGGAUCAAUACACUAGCUUCAUACCCGGUUAAGACUAACCCAAAUCCACCACCCCCACCUACCCCCGGUCCAACUAAAUGUAAUAUUUUCACCAGUUGUUCGCAAGGUGAAACCUGCUGCUGUGCAUCACGAGUUCUUGGCGUAUGCUUUUCUUGGAAAUGUUGUGAGUUGGAUUCUGCAGUGUGUUGCAAGGACCACCGUCACUGUUGCCCUCACGAUUAUCCGAUUUGUGAUACUCGAAGGAAGCAGUGCCUCAAGCAAACUGGCAAUGGUACGAUGGUGAAAGGGCUCGAGAAGAAAGGCUUUUUUGGUAGGUCAGAUGGAUGGGGUUCGCUUUUUCGGGUUUGGAAUAUGUAGAAGUGCUGCCAUCUGCAACAGUGAGUGAAUUUUUUUUUUGAACCAUACUCCUGUUACCAGUUGUAUGGUCUGCCACAGAAAGAAAUGACCCAGGAUUCAAGCAUGGAAGUACUUAUUAUUUUUAUUAUUGUAAUUUAUGGUUCAAUGAUACUAUUGAAAAAAUACCUGAUUCUGGUGUAAUUUUGCUUUUCUAGCGUGAAUAUAUAAAUGAUACUAAAUUCUGCAUAAACAAGCAUUGGUAUUUUGUAGUAUUUCAAACUAUAGUAGUAGAAAUUUCUACUUCAAUU